Molecule: messenger RNA, 908 nt
Organism: Haliotis rubra (blacklip abalone)
Lineage: Eukaryota; Metazoa; Mollusca; Gastropoda; Lepetellida; Haliotidae
Product: biogenesis of lysosome-related organelles complex 1 subunit 2-like
Exons: 4
Coding region: 24-392 (122 amino acids)
Biological process (GO): lysosome localization; endosomal transport
Cellular component (GO): gamma-tubulin complex; BLOC-1 complex; BORC complex
Molecular function (GO): gamma-tubulin binding
Source: RefSeq, a predicted model, not a curated record
CAUGUGUAAACUGUGUUGCAGUUAUGCAGCAGGAGAGUGUACAAGAUGGACAAGAUGCACCUCCAUCCGAUGUUGUAAAACUGUGUGAGGAGACAUUUCAAAAGACAGCAGAAUAUCUCAGAGGUGAAUUAGAAGGAACUGUGGAAGACUACAAGCUCCUGGAAAAGAUGAACAAAGUUACCAUCUGCAAAUAUUCAGAAAUGAAAAACAUUGCUGUCAGCAUUGGCUCAUCACUUACAGAGCUGAAUGACAAAUACAAAAGUCUUCAGCCCUACCUUGACCAGGUGGAUGAGAUUGAGGAAAGUGUUGUGGCUCUGGAACAGGCAGCAUACAACCUUGACCAGUAUUCCAAGAGAUUAGAGGAGAAGUUCAAGGCCUUGGAAAAAAGGUGAUUAAGAGUCAUCUGGAGCAGGACUGGCACUGUCUGACUGUCAUGCAGUUUGGGACCAUGGUACCAUAGCAAGGGAGUUAACCAUGGAGAUAUUCUGCUUUGCUGACCACAAGAUAAACAUGUGAUAGAGUGAAUUUGUGAUUUCAUGACGUUGGAUGUUGCUUAAUGAUAUAAACAUUUUUCUUACUUGCAAAGGGGAGAAGAUAUUGUGAAUUCAGUAGGAGUAGUAGCUUGUGAUUUGAAACUGUUAGUUGUUGCGUUGUACUGAAUGAGGUGAUAGAGAGAAGAAAUGCUGUCAACAACUUAAAUCAUGUUUAUAUGUACAUUUACUGUGUGUUUUUCAUUGUAGGAACAAGGUACAUUUUGUAUUUCUUCAUGAAUACAUGAAAAGUAUAUAUUUGUUUUCUAGAAAAACAAUUUGUUUUCAUCGAAGAAUGAUUUAUCUCAACAGUGUGUCUACACUUACUAAAGCAAUUCAAACAAAGUUCUAUUGAACCAUUUCAAUACAAGAAAUUUC